AGCCACAGAAGGAUUCACAGCUUGAGAGUGCAAGUUCCCCUGCGCUAACAAAAAAAAACCCCUGAUUUCCGAGACAUCAGACGGCCGAGGGGCUGCUAGAACAAAGAAAUUCUAUUUGUUGUCAUUGCUCCGAGGUUGCCAUGGAUGACCAGUAUGACGAAUAUCUGGAUGAUUUUUUUUCGUCCAACAUCACCGAAGACCCACAAUAUGUCGUGCACAACGAGACUGUGAUUUUGUGCGAAAAGAAAAACGUGAUUCAGUUUGGUGCGCUGUUCAUCCCGACGUUCUACUACAUGAACUUCUUGCUGAGCCUUUUGGGAAAUGGUCUGGUUCUGUGCAUCAUCUACAAGUAUGAGAAGCUCGGUACGGUCACCAACAUCUUCCUGCUCAACCUGGUCAUCUCGGACCUCUUGUUCGCCUCCACCUUGCCUUUCUGGGCCGUCUACCACCGUUCCGAGUGGAUCUUUGGCCCUGCCCUCUGCAAGCUGGUAGGUAGCUUGUACUCGAUCGGCUUUUCCAGCUCCAUCCUCUUCCUCACGCUCAUGACCUUCGAUCGCUACCUGGCUGUGGUCCAUGCCAUCACGGCUGCCCAGAGCCGCCGGAGGGUGUACGCCUUCUCCAUGUCUUCUGUCGUCUGGGUUCUCAGUCUCAUCUCUAGCCUUAAAGACAUGGUCCUCUACAAUGUACGGGAGAACAAACCAAGUGGCUGGGUGUGUGAAGAGAGUGGCUACACAUACCAGACCAUAGUCAAAUGGCAGCUGAUGGGUUACUACCAGCAGUUCGGGUUGUUCUUCCUGCUUCCACUGUUGAUGGUGUUCUAUUGCUACGGCCGAAUCACCAUUCGCAUCGUCUCCACGCGAAUACAAGAGAAGUGCAGGGCUGUCAAGCUCAUCUUUGUCAUCAUCUUCACAUUCUUCAUCUGCUGGACUCCCUACAAUGUGGUCAUCCUCCUCAAGGCCCUUCGCUUGUCCUCCAGAGACAAAUCAUGUGGCGAUGACCUGGACUACGCAGAAUAUGUCACGCGUAACAUCGCAUACUUAUAUUGCUGCAUCAGCCCUGUGUUCUACACCUUUGUGGGGAAGAAAUUUCAGAGUCAUUUCCGGAAACUUCUAGCUAAGCACAUACCGUGUUUGAAGACCACCAUCCUGUCGUCUCAAAGCAGCAGGACCACAUCUUUCAGGAGCCCCAAUACUGAGUACUACUAACUGAUGAAACUUCACACUGGAAGGAAUUUGGAAUUUGGUCAUUUUAAACUUCUGAAUACUGGGUUCUUCUGAACUUCUGAAUAUUUCACGGUCCUCACAUGAUAAUAUUGUGAGGUUUUUAACUUCGGAAUACUGGGCUCUUCUGAAUUUCUUAAUAUUGGGAGGUUCUGAACUUCUUAACAUUGGGAGCUUCUGAACUGCUUAAUACUGCGAGGUUCUGAAGUUCAGAAUAUUGGGAAGGUUUGAAUUUCUGAAUAUUGGGAAGUUUCUGAAAGUUUUGUAUAUAGCUGACACACUGAUGCUGGCUGCAGGGUUUAAGACUGUGAGCAUUUUCAAUGGUUUGUCAAAAUUAGUUUAUAUGGUGUGUGCCUUUCAGAAAAGUGUUGAAAGCUGUUGUGAGAAUAGUCAGAAUUUGAAAUGAGUCAAAAAGGAAUGAAUACGAGGAAGUUGCACAACAUGUGAUAAAACCAUCUUUGGUUUCUUUGUGCUUAGGCUGUUUUUCUAUGGUUAAUUGUAGCUGUUGUGUAAAUGAGGGGUAUUUAGCAUAUUAUGAAAAUGUAGCAUGAAAUUAACUAUUCAGAUCUUUAGGAAUAAGAUGUAAAUAGUUCUCUUUUUUUUCCCUUAUUGUGUUGUUGAUGCUUGGAAACUGAAACAACUGAUGAAUUUAAAAAAAAAAAAAAAAUUUUUAACCCUCGAAUCUGAUCAAUGUGUCUUUUUCAGUUAUGUCUAGUGAGUUAAGAUUUUAACUUCAUAUUUUUUUCUCAAUUCAACUCAGAGUAGACGUUCCUUCCUGAUUAACUAAAUGCAUCCUGGUAUUAAGUAAGGAAUAAAACACUUGAAGACAUGCUGUUAGAAGAAAAUAAUCAUUAUGGUGUAGUCUUACGUGAAGCAGCGUUAAUCUGACCCCAUCAAAGUUGAUUAUUUUCCAAUAACAGCAUGCCUCCAAGUGUUUUUAUUCCUCUCUUUUUUUUUCAAUUUGCAAUACUAACAAUUUUUUACUUCAUUAAAGAACGUGUACUUUUCAUCUGUUUAUAGUUACGUUUAACGUCAUGUUAUUGAAAAACUGCAAAGCCCUUUGUUCUGAAGUUUUAAUGGGAGGUGUCAAAAAACUUUACAGCUUUACCUAAGACCGUUAAAAAGUGCUGACACUGGAGACUCCUUCCCAAAAAUGUUAAAUAAAUGUUUCUUCACAGAAAAUUUCCCCAAUAUUUACAAUUACAUGUUUGUUUGUUUUUAUCUGCUUAUGUGGCAUGUACUCCAUAGAAGUCUCUGUGUAUGUUGUUGCUAUGAAAAUGAUAACAGAUUAGAACAAGUGCAUUAAAAUAAACCUGUGAUUUUAUCAUCA
Messenger RNA from Ictalurus punctatus (channel catfish), 2550 nucleotides. RefSeq names its product chemokine (C-C motif) receptor 12a (gene ccr12a). The record is from RefSeq and is a predicted model, not a curated record. The coding region runs from base 141 to 1205 and encodes 354 amino acids. Gene Ontology annotation, cellular component: membrane. NCBI's taxonomy places the organism in Eukaryota, Metazoa, Chordata, Actinopteri, Siluriformes, Ictaluridae. Gene Ontology annotation, biological process: G protein-coupled receptor signaling pathway; immune response; chemotaxis. The transcript has a single exon. Gene Ontology annotation, molecular function: chemokine receptor activity.